UCUAAAAAAAAUUUAGAGUCUUACAGAUGUAGUGCUCUUCGAACCAUUUUUCUUUCUCCUUUGGCAUUUUUUCGUAAAUGCAAUAAUAACGGAGUUAUGACUUGAAACAAUUGCGUGGGCCACCCUGUAUAUGGGUAUUACUAUUUCUAUGCAGAAAAAUCUGCUGUAAUACCGACAGGCCAAAUCGGAGAGGUCACGUGCUGUGUCUAACGCCUUAACCCUUUUAGCACUCGCCAAAAAUACCAACGCCGAUAUAUCGUUGCGCCUCCGUUAUAGCCUUAUUAUACACAUCGCAAGAGAUCUGUAUUUAAGUAUAACUUCAUAAAAUGUUAAAAUGGUUCAUAUUCUAUGCAACACAAGUGAAAAAAUGUUUAUUAGAUCAACUUUUUGUUAUACCCUAUGUUGUUUCGUGCCGAGAUAAAUUAGAAUAGAAUGGAGAUAAGAUAGAAACGGGACACGGGAUAUCCGUCGACACGCGAUAGUUUCUUUGGACCGUAAUCGCAAUAUUAACGAUGUUUACGAUAGUUAUCAGAAAACUCAAGUGGCAUCCGUGCAUCGACACUGCGAGCCUAAAAUCUCUUUCAGUUUUUCUUGAUCCGUUGAACGUGGAGUCAGUGUUAAAAAGCCGUCACGUCUUCAUAGAAACACAAUUAGCAGCAGAAAAUAUUAUCAAUUUUGUUGUUACCUUUUUCGAAAAAUUAUACCCUGUUUCAACAUGGAUGUUGCAGAAUUAGUGUGAAUUAUUGACGAAUUAGAUAUAGCUGAAGAACAAGUUGACAGUGAUGACGAAUUAUUUGCGCCAAGCCGUCGGUGUGAUCGCAGGAUAUAUAGCGACAGUGAAUCCAGCGAAGAAGAAUUGGAAGAUGAAAAUGGCGAGAGUGCUAGUGUGGAAUCUCUCACGAAUUUCAGGGAAGUAAAUGUGGAAAACGAUAGCCAAUAUAACCCGCGCCCGUUAUUUUCGGAAAUACCCGGCCCUAAACAUUUGCCACGAAAUAUAUCCAAACUAAUAGAGUAUUUCGAUUUAUUUUUUACGUACCAAUUUCUGAACAUGCUGAGAUUAGAAACAAAUCGGUACGCACAACAGUUUUUCGAGAAUGCUGGACCAGCAAAUAGAUCUACAACAUUCACCUGGAAGAAAACGACAGCUAAAGAGUUGAAAACAUUCAUAGCCGUUUUACUUAAAAUGGGAAUAUCCCGUAGGCCAACAUUUUUUAGAUACUGGUCACAAAAUCAUCGAUACAUCCCAUGGUUUGGUCAAAUGUUUAGCCAAAAUAGAUUCCAGUUACUCUGCAAAUUUUUUCAUACUGUGGACAAUAGCACAUUAGCAGGACGUGAUAGCAAUGAAUACGACCCAACAGCAAAGUUUGAACCUGUCGUUGCUUGUGCAAAUAGUAAAUUCGAAUUUUAUUAUUCGCCAAAUCAGCACUUGAGCGUGGAUGAAUCGUUAGUAGGCACCAAAAGUAGGUCAGCACUGACCCAGUAUUUGCCAAAUAAGAAGCACCACAAAUGGGGCAUAAGAUUUUGGAUGCUGGCCGAUGCAGUCUCACACUAUUUUCUGUCAUUUUUUUGUUAUCGGGGAGCCAAGGACCAACGCGACAAAAGAGAAAUAAAAGAAAAAGGCCUCGCUCAAGUAGUAAUAGGUAAAUUACUCAGUAUGAGUAACUUCUUUAUGAAAGGAUACCAUGUAACAGUCGACAAUUUUUUUACGAGCAUCUCCUUAGCAAGAUCUCUGUAUGAGAAGAAUACAUUUUUAUCGGGAACCAUACACAGUAGCAGGAAAAAUAUUCCAUCGCAGCUCAAACAAAAAUUGGAAGUGGGCAAAUGUAAGUACCUAAGAAAUCGGGAAAUACUUCUAUUAGCGUACAGAGAAAAGAAAUCCCAGAAAAAAAAUGUACUACUGUUGUCAACGCAUGGAACAGCCGGAAAUAGAACAGCUGUAAUUCGAAGACGGAAUCACGAAACAGAAGUUCAUAAACCACCACUCUCCACACAAAACAUUAAAUACAAGUAUCCAGGAUGAAAACAAAUCUAUUCAAAGCAAACCAUCUAUCAAAUUUCUGGGCAUAUACAUAGACAACAAGCUAAACUUUAAAACUCAUACAGAGAAAACUCUAAUAAUGAUACGUGGAUACUCUAUAUCAGUCAAUUGUAUACGAAUCGAUUUGCAAAUUUCUGAAGAACUUUCUCAAACAUUAAAGAACAAUUACCUCACUGGAAGUUAUUUUGAACGCAAUCUUCCCUCGAUAGUUUUUAAUGAUAAAAAUGAAACACAUCG
This is a messenger RNA of Hylaeus volcanicus, 2275 nucleotides long. RefSeq names its product piggyBac transposable element-derived protein 4-like. The transcript has a single exon. Lineage: Eukaryota; Metazoa; Arthropoda; Insecta; Hymenoptera; Colletidae. Bases 1049 to 2020 code for a protein of 323 amino acids. The record is from RefSeq and is a predicted model, not a curated record.